CCGUAUCUUUCUCUCUCUCUAGGCGUUAUUUUCUUGAAAUGGGUUCGAUGGCGGGAUCAACGGUUGAGAACGACGGAACCCCAGACAGCAACGGCAAUCUACAGCCCAGGCCCGAAUACAGCGACGGCAACGAUCCGCCGCUGCCGGGCGAGGAUUCCUCCGGCAAUCCGCUGGAAUCUGAUGGGCCGAGGAAGAGGAAGUCGGCGGGCGUGCUGCCGCUCGAGGUCGGGACCCGCGUCAUGUGCCGGUGGAGGGACGGGAAAUACCAUCCCGUCAAGGUCAUCGAGCGCCGGAAGAUGCAGUGUGGCGGACCUAACGACUACGAAUACUAUGUCCACUACACCGAAUUCAAUAGAAGGCUUGACGAGUGGGUUAAGCUAGAACAACUUGAUCUUGAUACAGUGGAGACUGAUGUUGAUGAAAAGGUCGAGGAUAAGGCAACAAGCUUGAAAAUGACGCGUCACCAGAAACGUAAAAUCGAUGAGACCCAUGUUGAGGGCCAUGAAGAGCUUGAUGCUGCCAGCUUACGUGAACACGAGGAAUUUACAAAAGUGAAAAACAUAGCAACCAUAGAACUUGGAAGAUAUGAGAUUGAGACAUGGUAUUUCUCGCCUUUUCCACCAGAAUACAACGAUACUCUGAAGCUGUACUUUUGUGAAUUUUGCCUCAACUUCAUGAAGCGCAAGGAACAGCUUCAGAGGCAUAUGAGGAAAUGUGAUCUCAAGCAUCCCCCAGGUGAUGAGAUCUACCGCAGUGGCACACUCUCAAUGUUUGAGGUUGAUGGCAAGAAGAACAAGGUGUAUGGCCAGAAUCUUUGCUAUUUGGCGAAACUGUUUCUUGAUCACAAGACACUUUACUAUGACGUUGAUCUGUUUCUAUUUUACAUAUUAUGUGAAUGUGAUGAUAGAGGGUGCCACAUGGUUGGAUAUUUUUCCAAGGAAAAACACUCAGAAGAGUCAUAUAAUUUGGCUUGCAUUCUCACUCUUCCCCCUUACCAGAGAAAAGGAUACGGAAAGUUUCUAAUUGCAUUCUCCUAUGAGCUUUCAAAGAAAGAAGGCAAAGUGGGGACGCCUGAACGACCACUUUCUGACCUUGGACUUUUGAGCUACAGAGGGUAUUGGACAAGGGUUCUUCUAGACAUCCUGAAGAAACACAAAGGCAACAUCUCCAUCAAGGAACUCAGUGAUAUGACGGCCAUAAAAGCUGAUGAUAUCUUGAGCACGCUACAGAGUCUAGACCUAAUCCAAUACAGGAAAGGGCAGCAUGUGAUUUGUGCAGACCCAAAAGUCCUAGAUCGCCAUCUAAAAGCAGCAGGCCGGGGUGGUCUUGAGGUUGACGUGAGCAAGCUGAUAUGGACUCCUUACAAGGAACAAGGUUGAUGAUUAACAACUUUGUUCAAGCUUUCAGUCGUCCUUCCUUGGACUGGAAAAUGUAAAAGGUAGAUUGAUGAAGGAUAGUUUAUGGACCACACUCCAUGUCUUGUGAUUGCAUUUGCCAAUUGAAGCCCACUUACUCUGCCCAAUCUGGUGAAUAUUGAUGUAUUCUCAAACACAAGGCCGUGUUUGGAUAUGAUAAUCUGGUCAGAUCAAUUCCUGUUGGA
Molecule: messenger RNA, 1600 nt
Organism: Magnolia sinica
Lineage: Eukaryota; Viridiplantae; Streptophyta; Magnoliopsida; Magnoliales; Magnoliaceae
Product: histone acetyltransferase of the MYST family 1-like
Exons: 9
Coding region: 39-1379 (446 amino acids)
Biological process (GO): regulation of DNA-templated transcription
Molecular function (GO): histone acetyltransferase activity
Source: RefSeq, a predicted model, not a curated record